AAAGCAUAGCUGCAUAAUUAAGAGACGACAUGGCGGACGGUGGAAGGAUACUCCAGGGUCUAUGAAUCUCCAAAUUUUAAUCAAGUUUUCGCGUUUCAAAGGUCUUCCACACCUGGGCAGCCAAAAUGACGACUCCUGUUAGCCCAGACAUGAGUUUGGAAGACCUAAGACGAGAAGUCGAGCGGUUACAAGCCGAUCUCGCCGAAACGACUCAGGAGAAGUUGCAGGCUGCGGAAUAUGGCCUGGCCGUUCUUGAGGAGAAACAACAGAUUCAACAGCAGUUUGACGAACUCGAAUCUAUUUAUGAAGGAGUAAAAGCGGAAUUAGACUGUGCCAAAGAGGCACUGAGCAAGCACCAGAUCACAUACAAGAAACACCAUGAGAGCGGUAUCCACCAUGAAGAGGCAUUUCUACAAGAGACGGUUACCCGUGAAGAGGGUUACCGAGCAUCCAUCCAUGAACUGGAGGCUGAACUCAAGUCCUGCAAGCAGACAAUGGACCGUUUCGCUGUGGAAAACAAGAACUUUAACAUUCAGACGAAUGAGCAUCAAACCCAGAUUGACACCCUGGAAGCUCAACGCAACCAGCUCAGGCAUGAGAUCAGGGAGUACAAGGUUCGGGAGAAUCGGAAUCUGACUGAUUAUGCUGAGCUUGAGGAUGAGAACAUUGUGUUGCAGAAGACCGUUUCUCAGUUGAAGCAGAGCCAGGUGGAGUUUGAAGGGAUGAAGCAUGAAACCAAGAGGCUUCAGGAAGAAGCAGAGGAUCUCAACAUGCAGCUCAUGGAAACAAUGAACUUGAAAAGGAUCAUUGAGAAAAAUCUGGAGGAAGCUUUGAAUUCCUUGCAGCAGGAACGGGAACAGAAACAUGCCUUGAAGAAAGAGCUGGAUCAAAGGAUCAACCAAGAGUCCAUGUUUAACCUCAGCAAUCUGGCACACUUUGGUGGUCUAAGUGAUGGUCUGAAGCUCACAAACAGCAUGCAUUCAGAGUCCCAAGAUUCCGGGGCAGAAGAGGAUGGAGAGGUCCAUGAUCACCCUGCACUCAAGAGGAUAGAAGCUGAUUUUGCCAAGAGAGAGGGUAUGAACGUGCCUACUAAACCUCGGCCAGGAGUGGUGAAUGACAUUCUCAGUGAGAUUCAGGUGACAGAGGUUCGUAAGUUGGAACAGCUGCUGGAGCAGAGUGACACAGAGAAGAUGGAAGUCCAGAGGGCUCUGGAUGAAGCCAGGAAGUUAAUAGAAGAUACACAACGGGACCUCAUGGAACAGAAGGAGAGAGCAGAUCAGUUGAAAGAACAUAUCAGUGCUGUGGCUAACAUCAAGAUAAUGCAGGCAAGCACAGACUCUAUCAAAGAUCCUGAACUGGAAGCAGAGAUCGAGAAUGAGACUGACCCUGACAAGCGCGCUGUUCUAAUGCUGAAGAAGAACCUUACUCAGAAUGAAAGGAAAUACAGUACUGCUUUGAGUGAGAUAAGUGCCCUUCAGGCUGAAAUUAACAGACUCCAAGACAAGAACUUGCUCCAUGGAGAUCCAAAUAUUGAAGCUGCUUUGUCCGAACUUCAGAUGAAGUGCAUGCAAUAUGAAGAAAACAUCAAGGACCUGGAGAGGGACUUGAAGUCUAUGACCUCUCUUGCUGGUGAUGCUCACGGCAGCCUUACCGCCACCCAGGACGACCUUGUGAAGGUCACAGAAGACCUUGCUCAGUUGUACCACCUUGUAUGUGAAGUGAGCAAGGAGACACCAAGUCGAGUAAUGCUGGACCAUGCCAAGGGAACAGCCACGACCCGUAAGGACAUCAGCAGGGAGAGCAGCGAGGAGCCAGAAGAAAAAAAUGGAAAGGUAGAAAAUGGUGUUCACGAAACAAAGGUUAAGCGUUCCAGGAGAAACAAGGAUGCUGCAAAUACAGCCCUGGUUAAUGGUGAUGUGAAGGGUGAUCCUACCUCGUGUACAGGACUGUCUGAGACAAUUGUUGACCAGGUGAAGUUCCUCAAGGUCGCCAUCGACCAUUUGGUGGACAACAUGUCGAGUCAGCAACAACAGGGUGGUGAGAAUGAUGACAUGCAGGAACUUCAGGAACAGGUGGUCAAGUUGAAAGCUAUGCUUUCCACCAAGCGGGAACAGAUUGCCACACUCCGAAGUGUUCUCAAAGCCAACAAGUCCACUGCAGAGGUGGCGCUAGCCAAUCUUAAACAAAAGUACGAAAAUGAGAAAGUUAUAGUGACGGAGACAAUGAUGAAGUUGCGAAAUGAGUUGAAGGCACUGAAAGAGGAUGCCGCCACCUUCGCCUCCCUGCGUGCAAUGUUCGCUCAGCGGUGUGACGAGUAUGUGACGCAGCUGGAUGAGCAGCAGCGCCAACUGGCUGCUGCAGAGGAGGAAAAGAAGACGUUGAACUCUUUAUUACGUAUGGCAAUCCAGCAGAAGCUGGCUCUCACACAGAGACUCGAGGACCUAGAGUUUGACCGUGAGCGCAGGAAUAUGACAAGCAGGCGACAAGGCCGCAGCAAAAUGGGGACACCCAAAGGUUUUACCAAGCUGAUGUCGUGUAGCCCUGGCAGCUGCAGCAGCGAGGUCAUGACCACUAGUCUCAUGGAGGACAAAAUGCUGGAAGAUCACAAGAUGUAGACAGCCUGUACCCCCUGUAUGCUCAUAUGGACUUGUCCCCUGCUGGGACAGAGCCCUGCCAUUCACCACAUACAGGGGUGUUGACAUCAUCCUCAUAUACCUGUGACUUUUCGUGUGGAACUGUCCUUUCAACCUGAAAUGGAACAUAGACUGAUCUCAUUGUGGGAUUGGGUUGUGCCAUCCUUGAUAUUAAGGGGUGUCAGGAUAUGAAUGUCACUUCAAGAAAUGCACUUGCCCUUAUCCCUGUAUUUGAAAUGUUCCAGUGGAACAAAUUCACUGUUGAUGAUGGAGUACAGGGACGAUGGCUGUGCAACGGGUAUCCUUCAUAAGGAUAUGUUCCCACAUAAACUUGGACAAGAGAAAAUUCCAUUUCUGUCUCAAGAGAAAAGACUUUCCGAACGCGAGACUUCCACAUGAAUCACGUGACAGAGACGCACUACUAAGUGACUGCUCCACACCAACCAAAGCGAUAACACUUACGGAGAUUACACCCAGUUUUACCAUGUACUUUCAAUCAGAGCUGAUGGUCAAUCUGACAUGAUCGGCUCUUGGACGGUUUGAUGGCAAAAGUUUGUCUCUGAUCAACGCAAUGAUGCCAGAUCACACAGAAAUAAUCCUUUGUCCAUUAAGGACAACAUGCUACCAAGAAAUGAUAUUCCAUUGCAAACUGCCAUUAGCAAGUUUUGUGUGUUUUGAUGUUCAUUAUGAAAUGGAUAGCAUUGACGUUGAAUUUGCUCUUAAUGAUUUGGGGAAAACAGGUGUUCUUCCCUAAAUAAUUCCAUUGUUUAUAGUUUUGUGGCUGAUGAAUUUAUUGUGUAAAGUUAUUUAGCAGUUGGUAAAGAUAUAUUGUAUGCUCAGUGUUUGGCUUAUGAUCUGAUAUGCUUGUGUAACACAAAGCCUCGAAUCAAAACACUGUGAUAAGUAAAGGUGGUGGAAUCCAUUUUAUUUAACUCUCGAUUUACUCACAUUCAUGUACAAAACAUAUAUGUAUAUUUAAUUAGACAACAUCUUAAAAUGAGUCAUCUUAAUUUAUGUUGGUCAAAUUUAAAUUAUAUAAUGGAACUUACCGGUAGAUGGAUGAUUUUAUGUAUUUGUGGAUUGUUAUAGACAGAAGUUUCCAUAGUCAAUCUGAAUGAUAUUCAAUUAAAUCUCUCUGCAAUAAAGCCUCGACACAAACAUUUAACUAGUCAAGACUAAGACUGGACCCCUGGUACCAUAUUUGGUGUCUUGUUAUGAGAUCAUUAUUUGUUUUUGUUGUCUUGUAUUUUCUACAUUUUAAUAAAGCAAAAUUUAGAAGUAGACAAAUUGUUACCGAACGAUGAAAAUGAAUUAUGCAAGUUCCAUGCUGCCUGUGUUAAAUCUUGUUGAGCAAGCUUGUGAUAUUUAUGCAAUGUUUAUUGUUAGGAAGUGCUCAUUGUCUAGCUUAAUGAAAAUGAAAUUCACUUUUGUUGUAGCAUAAUAAAAAUUAAAGAUGUAUAAGGGUUUUUACUUAGGGAAAAAUGAAAUUGUGUUACGUAUCUAGUGGCUGCUUGUUCGGCCUGCUGUUUGAGUUGUGUACAGAUCUUAAGUAGCAUGCUUGUACACUGUGUAUGUGUCUUGUCUGUGUAGGAUACAGAUGGUACCGAAUACACCAGUGUGGUCCUUUAAACAGUAAACUCAAAAUGAUAGCCACUGCAUAAACAUUUGACAGUA
Molecule: messenger RNA, 4307 nt
Organism: Haliotis rubra (blacklip abalone)
Lineage: Eukaryota; Metazoa; Mollusca; Gastropoda; Lepetellida; Haliotidae
Product: protein bicaudal D-like
Biological process (GO): regulation of microtubule cytoskeleton organization; microtubule anchoring at microtubule organizing center; protein localization to organelle
Cellular component (GO): Golgi apparatus; cytosol
Molecular function (GO): dynactin binding; cytoskeletal adaptor activity; dynein complex binding
Source: RefSeq, a predicted model, not a curated record